Messenger RNA from Dictyostelium discoideum AX4, 378 nucleotides. RefSeq lists its product as hypothetical. Lineage: Eukaryota; Evosea; Eumycetozoa; Dictyosteliales; Dictyosteliaceae. The transcript is spliced from 2 exons. Bases 1 to 378 code for a protein of 125 amino acids. The record is from RefSeq and is a predicted model, not a curated record.
AUGGUGAAAUUAAAAAAUGUGAUUGAUAAAUUCAUUGAUUCUGCAAAUGGAAAUCCUGAUACAACUUGGUGGAAUCAAAUCGUUGAUUAUAAAUCACAAUCUGGUGGAUCAGUUUUAACAGGUUGGCUAGCUACUUUUUGUGUAUUCGAUAAUGAUGGUAAAUAUAAUGAUGAUAGAUAUAUAAUGUCAUAUAAGGGUAAUCAAAAAGAGGAUUUUCCAAGGCCAAGAGUUAAUAUUGAUACAAUUGCAAAUGGAUUCGUAUCAUGUCCAGUUUUACUAAAAGAUUUAAAUCAUGAAUACGAUAGUACAAUUUAUUCAGGUCAUUUCGGUUCAAAACUAUUAGAUAAUAAUUCAAAAUUAAUACAAUCAUUAGAUUAG